AUGGCCAUGGAACUGGAUCGAGAUAUGGACCGACUGGUUUCUGAAUCGAAUACAUUCUUAUUUCCGAUUCGGGUCAAAUCAAAGCUAAGAGCUUACUCAGUCCGGUUUAUCACCGUAGUUUUUUCCCGUCCAGCCCCGCCUCCCAUAGCAAAUACGUCAGAGAACUUCCAUUCUUACAACUCUUUGCCCCGCGAUUUUUCCGAAACCCUAGAUUCUUUCAAACCUUCGAACCUCAAUGUUCUUUAUGAUCUGAAACCCGGAAUCGAGCUGUGUUGCCGAUUGGUGGCGCGCUAA
Molecule: messenger RNA, 294 nt
Organism: Penicillium psychrosexuale
Lineage: Eukaryota; Fungi; Ascomycota; Eurotiomycetes; Eurotiales; Aspergillaceae
Exons: 2
Coding region: 1-294 (97 amino acids)
Source: RefSeq, a predicted model, not a curated record